This is a messenger RNA of Camellia sinensis, 1254 nucleotides long. Lineage: Eukaryota; Viridiplantae; Streptophyta; Magnoliopsida; Ericales; Theaceae. The record is from RefSeq and is a predicted model, not a curated record.
AUGCAUGAUGAAAUAGCUGAAAAUUAUGGAUUGGAGACUACAAGGAUGCAAUUGUACAGAGGAAAGAGGAAAGCCAUGGAGACAAUUGAGGGUAAUCAUGCAAAGACUUACACCAAACUUCCAAUGCAUGCUGCAGAAGUGUUGAGGACCAAUCGUGGUAGUUUGGUCAAAAUUGAAAGGGAAAGAAAGCCAUCAUCUAAGCCAAACUUACCUCCUUUCCUACCAAUAUUCAAAAAAAAAUUUCUUUCAUUUGCAGCCAUACAACAUGGCUUUAAAGAAGGUUGCAAACCUUUCAUAGCUAUGGAUGGGUGUCAUUUGAAGGGACCAUUUGGGGGCAUAUUGUUAGCUGCAGUUAGUCUUGAUGGAAAUAAUGGUCUUUAUCCUAUUGCAAUUGUUGUGGUGGAGAGUGAAUGUAAGGAUGGUUGGGCCUUUUUCCUUUACCACUUGAACACCAUUUUUGGUAAUGGCCCCCAAAACAUGCCAUUGACAAUCAUGUCUAAUGGUCAAAAGGGCAUUGUGCCAGCCAUGAGACAAGUAAUACCCCAAGCAACUCAUAGGAGGUGCUGUAGACACAUUUUUAGCAACUUGAAAAGCAAAUUCCCUGGUUUAAAGAUAAAAAGAGCCUUUUGGGUUGUAGCUAAAGCUUACACUGUCAAGGAUUUUAACAUUGCAGUGGGACAAAUGUUGGAGUUAUCUUCCAAAGCACAUAGCUGGCUUUCUAAAUUUCUAGUUGAAAUAUGGGCAAGACACACAUUUGAUCAUAGGGUGAAGAGUGAACAUGUUACUAGCAAAAUGGUGGAGUCAUUUAAUAAUUGGAUUGGUAAUGUUAGGGGUAAACCUAUCUUGACACUGUUGGAAAUUAUCAUAAGUUACAUAAGAGGUUUGAAGAGGCCGCUUCAUGGCAAUCUUUGGUCAUGUUGUCACAAGAUAUGCGACAUAAGUGAAGUCCCUUGCAAGCAUGCAACAGCUUGCAUUACUCAUAAGAGGAUGAACUUGGAGACCUAUUGUGACACAAUGUACUACAAACACAUUUAUUUUAAGGCAUAUGGGGAAAUUAUACAUCCAAUGCAUGAUGAGAGUUUAUGGGGUCCAGUUCUUGGAGAUGAGUUGAAGCCUCCACUUCUUAAGAGGAUGCCUGGAAGACCUAGAAAAAGUAGGAGAAGAAAAGUUGAUGGGGCUGGACCAUCAAAAAGAUCAUGCACUGUGAGGUGCAUCAUUUGCAACCAGAUUGGGCACAAUAAGAGGAUAUGCUAG